AUGGCUCUAACUGAUUAUUUCAAUGCUUCCUUGCUGAAUGGCUUUAACUCUUCUACUAAAUUACUUUGGUAUAUUGCGGGUUGUAACUUACUGUGGUGCAUUUGGUAUGAGCGAAAUCGGUUGAGGCACAAUACAGGGAUUUUUUCCCCUAAUCGAUUCAAAGUACUUUUCUUUAAUACCCUCAAAGACUCGGCCAGCCUGGCUUUCAAGCAUGCAAGCUCAACUGCUAACAACCGUCCUAUUUUCAAGCUUCUGGGCUUAUCACCCUUGCGAGCGAGUGCCCCUAGGUUUAUCCCUGUUGCCUGGAAGCCCCCUGACUCUCCCUGGGUGAAAGCUAAUACGGAUGGGUCCUUCCGAAACUUAAACCAAGCGGCUUCAGGAGGAGUCUUCCGGGAUCACUGUAUGGUUUUUUUAGGUGCUUUCUCAAAAAAAGUGAAUGCUCUUUCUGCUAUUGAUGCUGAGGUCUAUGCUUUCUUAGAAGCCUUGACAAUUGCAUGGAGUAAGGGUUGGAAUUAUCUAUGGCUGGAAACAGAUUCUAUGCUCGUUGUUCACUAUUUCAAAAAGCCGUGUUUGAUUCCUUGGCGCUUACGGACUCUUUGGCAAAAUGGAUUGCACCUGGCUAGUCAAAUGAAUGUUCAAGUGUCUCAUGUUUACCGUGAGGGGAACGCGGCUGCAGAUGCACUGGCUAAUUAUGGAGCAGAUCAUGUUGGUAAUUUUUGGUGGGAUGAGGCUCCCCAAUUCCUAUUGCAGUCUCUUAGCUUUGAUGCUUCUUCAAGAUCUUCUUACCGUCAAACAUGA
Messenger RNA from Rosa rugosa (rugosa rose), 798 nucleotides. RefSeq lists its product as uncharacterized. Gene Ontology annotation, molecular function: RNA-DNA hybrid ribonuclease activity; nucleic acid binding. NCBI's taxonomy places the organism in Eukaryota, Viridiplantae, Streptophyta, Magnoliopsida, Rosales, Rosaceae. The transcript has a single exon. The record is from RefSeq and is a predicted model, not a curated record. The coding region runs from base 1 to 798 and encodes 265 amino acids.